This is a messenger RNA of Macadamia integrifolia, 912 nucleotides long. RefSeq names its product protein GAMETE CELL DEFECTIVE 1, mitochondrial-like. NCBI's taxonomy places the organism in Eukaryota, Viridiplantae, Streptophyta, Magnoliopsida, Proteales, Proteaceae. The record is from RefSeq and is a predicted model, not a curated record.
UAAUUUUUCAACUCUGUUUGGUUGUUUUGCAUCUUGCGGCUACCUCAAUGCCUCACUGAUCUGACAUCUGAAUCUUUCUUGCCGCUACCUCACUGAUCUGAAAUCUGAAUCUCUUCUCUGAUGGUUGCAGGCAUACGAACACAGCAGGUGGAGGUAAGCCAUAGAAGAAGCUGAAGCUUCGUUACAGGCAUGUAAAGAUGCACAGUCUACUUCGUAUCUUCUCGCGACUCUCUGUUUCUCCUGCAAUCUCAAGAUCCUUCCGAGAAGCCACAAUUGGAGAUGUAAGAAUCGCUUUAAAUCCUCUUGAAUCGUUGAGAAUUACGAGCUUGAAGUCCUACUUUUCGAAAUCUGACAAUGGUGGAAACGAAGAAGAUGCAUGGUCUAAAGAAUGGAAGAACACUGGUUCGUCAACAGAAUCCAACGAGAGCUCCGAUUUAAGUUGGGACUCUGUGUCGUCGUGGUCUACUGGUCUGACCAAAGAGCACUUCGAUGGUGAAGCCAUCGGCCGGCAGGUUUCUCCGGGGAAAGCGGAGGUUGUGCCGAUGUCGCCGUCUAUGUCUUCGGAGGACAUUGAUGAGGUGGCAGAGUUGGAGAAAGAGAACAGAAGGAGUAGAGAGUUUGUUGAUGGAUGGGGCGAGAGGAUGAACGAGAUGAGUGUUUUGUUGAAGCAGGUGAGAGAGCCCGGCUCUAGGGGUUCCUAUCUGAAGGACUCUGAGAAGGCUGAGAUGUAUCGAUUGCACAAGGAGAACCCCGAUGUGUAUACUAUUGAGAGAUUGGCGAAGGAUUACCGUAUAAUGAGGCAGAGGGUCCAUGCGAUUCUCUGGUUGAAGGAGCUUGAGGAGGAAGAGGAGAAAAAGCUUGGUCACCCGUUGGAUGAUUCUGUUGAGCUUUUGCUUGAUGCUUGCCCUGAGU